AUGGAUGGCACCUUGGACAAGACGAGUCUGUCCACCAUCUCGCUUCUAGAGUCCCGUCUGCUGCGCAUCGAGCACCUCCUGUACGGACCCACGGCCUCUCACCCCCCGCCUGCCCACCAUGAAUCUGCAGCACGAAGAUUGGACGAGCUAGAGAGGCGCUUCUCCAUGCUAUCUUCUCGCGUGCGCGUAUACGGCGAGCUGCUCAAGAUCUACAAGACGCAUCCCGACUUCUUCCACGCGCCCGCCCCCUCCGUGCCUCCGUCACAACUCUCUAUUGACGCCAUCCAAUCCAUCGUCCUCGCCUCCGCGUCCUCGUUCCCCGCGAUACUCUCGUCUCUGACGGCAGUCAAGGACAGCCCGAUACCGGAUCCCUCCGAGAGCGCAUCCCUGAUAUCCAAGGCGGAGCGCAUGAAGGCCAUCGAGGCAACACAGCUGGCGCAGGCCACAGACAUUGCAGAGCUUCGCCGACGAAGCGAGGCCAUCAUGCGGGCCUGGUACGAAGGCAAUGUGCUUGCCAACUCGCAGGUAAUGGCCGACGUGGAGAGUCGUGUUGAGAAGGUCGAACGGCUGGUCAGGAGAAGGGAGCGAGAAAUCCUAGAAGCCAAGCAAGUAUGA
This is a messenger RNA of Purpureocillium lilacinum, 615 nucleotides long. RefSeq lists its product as uncharacterized. Gene Ontology annotation, cellular component: dynactin complex. Lineage: Eukaryota; Fungi; Ascomycota; Sordariomycetes; Hypocreales; Ophiocordycipitaceae. The record is from RefSeq and is a predicted model, not a curated record. Gene Ontology annotation, biological process: cytoskeleton-dependent cytokinesis.